AUGCAAGCACCGGUUGUGUUUAUGAACACCAACUCUGAGAGACAGACUGGUCGCCAGGCCCAGAUCUCAAACAUCACGGCAGCCAAGGCAGUUGCAGAUAUUAUUCGCACGUGUCUGGGUCCAAAUGCCAUGCUCAAGAUGUUGCUGGAUCCAAUGGGCGGAAUCGUGCUUACCAACGAUGGCCAUGCCAUUUUGCGUGAGAUCGACGUGGCGCAUCCAGCUGCCAAAUCCAUGAUUGAACUGAGCAGAACUCAAGAUGAAGAGGUCGGAGAUGGAACCACAACCGUAAUCAUUUUGGCGGGUGAAAUUUUGGCCCAAGCGUUUCCAUAUAUCGAGAAAAAUAUCCAUCCUGUGAUCGUGAUUCAGGCUUUGAAGCAAGCUAUGGCUGACGCCCUGGAGAUUAUCCACAAGGUCUCCAAACCUAUUGAUACUGAGAACGACGAGGCAAUGGUCAAGCUUAUUGCUGCUGCAAUUGGGACGAAAUACGUUGCGAAAUGGUCCGAUUUGAUGUGCAGACUGGCCCUGAAAGCAGUUAAAACCGUGAUGUCACAAGAUGGUGAACACAAAGAGAUUGAUAUCAAGAGAUAUGUGAAGGUGGAGAAGAUCCCAGGUGGAGAAAUCGAAGAUUCGGUGGUUCUGGACGGUGUUUUGCUGAACAAAGACGUUACCCAUCCAAAGAUGAGAAGACACAUUGAGAACCCCAGAAUCAUUCUGCUUGACUGUCCUUUAGAGUACAAGAAGGGUGAGUCACAGACAAAUGUGGAGAUCACCAAGGAAGAAGAUUGGAGUAGAUUGUUGGAGAUUGAAGAGGAACAGGUCAAGCUAAUGUGCGAACAUAUACUGGAAUUUAAGCCCGAUCUGGUGAUCACAGAGAAGGGAGUCUCCGAUCUUGCCCAGCAUUAUCUGCUGAAGGGAGGCUGUACAGCCUUGAGAAGAUUGAAGAAAUCUGAUAACAACCGUAUUGCUCGUGCUACUGGAGCCACCAUCGUGAACCGUGUGGAAGACUUGAAGGAGUCCGAUGUUGGUUUAAAGUGUGGUCUCUUCAAGGUGGAACAGGUUGGAGACGAAUACUUCUCGUACAUAGUCAAGUGUCAGGAACCAAGAGCAUGUACUGUCGUUUUGCGUGGUCCUUCCAAAGAUAUCUUGAACGAGAUUGACAGAAACUUGCAAGAUGCCAUGGCUGUGACUCGUAACGUCUUCUUCGAGCCAAGUUUGUCUCCAGGUGGUGGUGCCACGGAAAUGGCUGUCAGUGUUGGACUUUCUGAAAAGGCCAAGUCCAUCGAAGGUGUUCAACAAUGGCCUUACCAAGCCGUUGCUGAUGCAUUUGAAGUGAUACCAAGAACUUUGGUGCAAAAUUGCGGUGGCAACCCAAUCAGAACUAUCUCACAGUUGAGAGCUAAACAUGCCAAUGGCGAGUUCACCUACGGUGUUGAUGGAGAAACCGGAAAACUGGUUGAUAUGAACGAGUACGGUAUCUGGGAGCCUGAGGUCAUCAAGCUGCAGAGUGUGAAAACUGCCAUCGAGAGUGCCUCUUUGUUGUUGAGAGUUGAUGACAUUGUGAGUGGAGUUAAGAAGAGUAGUUAA
Molecule: messenger RNA, 1584 nt
Organism: Kuraishia capsulata CBS 1993
Lineage: Eukaryota; Fungi; Ascomycota; Pichiomycetes; Pichiales; Pichiaceae
Exons: 2
Coding region: 1-1584 (527 amino acids)
Biological process (GO): protein folding
Cellular component (GO): chaperonin-containing T-complex
Molecular function (GO): ATP hydrolysis activity; ATP-dependent protein folding chaperone; ATP binding
Source: RefSeq, a predicted model, not a curated record